Molecule: messenger RNA, 1346 nt
Organism: Paramecium pentaurelia
Lineage: Eukaryota; Ciliophora; Oligohymenophorea; Peniculida; Parameciidae
Source: the annotation of a GenBank genome assembly
AUGGGCUAAUCAUAAUUAGGCCCAUAUAAUUCAGACAAAUCAUUUUCAAUAAUUCGCUUUUAUUAAGAUAAGCAGUGUUCAUUAAGUGAAGACAUUAAUCAAGUAUUCUUAAACAAUGCCAUCAAUUUUAGUCAUUGGCAUUUUAUGAUUCAUUAAUCUUUGAUUAUAAAUGGAUAUUUCUUUUCAAAUUGCAAACUCACAUUCAAUUCAUCUUUAAAUCAUAAUUACUCAAGAAUUAUAUUACAAAAAGAAAAUAAAAUUUUAACUUUUCAACAUGAGUUUGAAAGAGUAAGCAAUGACUUUCGAUUUAAAUAAAAAUCUAAUACAACAAACACAAUAAUAGAGGAAGUCAAUCUUAUUGAACUAUAUAAAUAGUUAAACAUAUAAUAAUAAGACAAUAUGUUAAUUUUAGAUAGUUUUGGUACUGCUAAUACUACAAUUCAACCUUCUAUUAGAGGAAGAUAAUCUAAUUAGACAAAAAAAUUAUUCUAAUAAUCAUCAGAUGAAGAGGAUUUUACAGACUUUGAAGAUAAAAGUGAUUCAUAUAGUCCAAUUCCUUCUAGAAUUCAUGAGAAUCAGUAAACUUAAAUAUAAAAAAUACAUUUCCCUUCUGAUAGUGAUAGUGGAUAAGAAAUUCAUAAACCAUAUUAUACAUAAAAGUAAUCAAAUUAUUAAGAAUCACCUUUAUCUAUAACAAAUCGCAUUAAAAUGGAAGAAGAUUAAUAGGAAUAAGAAUUAGUUUAUUAAAUAAAUUCUGAACUUAGAAAUCUAAAAAAUAAAAUAGAAAAGAAUAUUGGUCCUUCAUAUAAAAAUUUAGAUGUUUCUGAAGAAUAUACAACUAAUUAUUAAAAAUUAAUUGAAAAGUAGCGCAAUUAAAAAGUAUUUGUUAUGAAAAUUCAUUUUAGGCCAUUUCAACUUAAGGCAAUUCAUAACAAUUAUAAUAACAUUGUGGGGAUAAAUAUUAAUCUAAUAGCUCUACUAUUUUGAAUUAUAAAAUUGAACAUCCUAAAUAAAACUAAUUUAAUUAACAAAUAUCUAAGGAUAAAGAAUAUUAAAAACCACCAGACCAACAAAUUAAAUAUAUUUCAGUAAAAAUCAACUCAAAUACAAAAUUGCCUUCAAAUUCUUAAAAACAAAAAACACCUAACACAAGAUAACCAUAAGCUCCUUUCUCUUCUUAAUAAAUAUUGAAAUCUCCUAGAGAUCCUAAAUAAGCGAGCAUUUUGAGUCAUACUACUGGUUCUGAAUCAGAAUGUAAUUUAAAUACUUUCAAAUAAAAAAACCCAUAACCACAACCAAUAAACAUAAAAAUAGAUUUAAAAGGAAUGUCAAAAAAGAUAGGGUGA